This is a messenger RNA of Stereum hirsutum FP-91666 SS1, 1065 nucleotides long. Its product is annotated as small GTPase-binding protein. The transcript has 5 exons. NCBI's taxonomy places the organism in Eukaryota, Fungi, Basidiomycota, Agaricomycetes, Russulales, Stereaceae. The record is from RefSeq and is a predicted model, not a curated record. Gene Ontology annotation, molecular function: GTPase activity; GTP binding. The coding region runs from base 95 to 682 and encodes 195 amino acids. Gene Ontology annotation, biological process: small GTPase-mediated signal transduction.
CCAACGUCGUCGCCCCCUUCGCACUCGUCUCCCGUCGUCGUCUCGCUCAACGCCCCACAGACCUUCCUCUCCUUCUACCCACAGCAGUUGCCCAAUGUCUGAGAUUCGCAGGAAGUUGGUUAUCGUCGGUGAUGGUGCUUGCGGAAAGACCUGUUUGUUGAUUGUGUUCUCCAAGGGCACGUUCCCUGAGGUUUACGUCCCUACCGUUUUCGAGAACUACGUUGCCGAUGUUGAGGUCGAUGGCAAGCACGUCGAACUCGCCUUAUGGGAUACGGCCGGUCAGGAAGAUUACGACAGGCUCCGUCCUCUCUCAUACCCAGACUCGCACGUCAUUUUGAUCUGUUUCGCUGUGGACUCGCCGGAUUCGCUCGACAACGUCCAGGAGAAGUGGAUUUCGGAAGUCAUGCAUUUCUGCGCUGGUCUGCCCAUCAUCCUCGUCGGCUGCAAGAAGGAUCUGAGGCGCGAGCCCCGUGUGAUUGAGGAGCUCAGGAAAACCUCCCAAAGACCCGUCACUCCCGAAGAGGGUAUGGCCGUCGCUCAGAAGAUCGGUGCGAAGCACUAUCUCGAGUGCUCCGCCAAGUCUGGUGAGGGUGUGCGCGAGGUGUUCCAGUACGCCACCCGUGCAGCGCUCUUGACCCGGCCCAAGGGCACGAAGAAGGGUCAUCACUGCGUCGUGCUUUAAUCACCUUUCUACAUCCACCUUCGUCAUUUCUGCCUGCCUGGAACCCUACUCAUGUCCCACCACCUUGCCUCCCCUCGAUCCGACAUCUAAUACAUACAAUCCCACGCGCGUCGUCCCCCAUCUUCUUUACGUCUCACACCUCACACCUGCCCUGCCUCCUACACAACCUUCACGCUGCCAACCCCGCUCCCGUGUUUUUCCUUGCAUACCCCGCGUCGCGUUUUGGUUGGAUGCGUUCUUUUGAAGUUCUUAGGGAUGGAUGAUGCGGAUGCGGAGACGGACGUAGGCUCCUUUGUAAUUACGACCUCUUCUUUGCCCGAUUCUCUCUUUCUCUCUCUCUACGUGCCUAGCGAUUUAUCAUCUCUUGUCGACCCAUAUUAUCC